AGUGGUACUCAACUUCCCAGCACGGAAAAGUUAAUUCGGUCUUGUUGGCCAUCUCCAUUUUUGAUACCUUGGAGAGGCCAGCUGAGUUCCCAGUUGCUUACUUUCUUUUAACUCAUAUUCUUAUUGAACUAGGAGACAGCAUCAAAUACGAGGAAAGGGGCAAUAGAAAGGCAGGCAUAUAUGCAGAAAGAGCCGAUGAUAUAAAGCAGGCAAAAGAGCAAAUUAAGGAUUUGAGAGCGAAGAGAAAGUAAGAUCAUGGGUGUGGUGAAGGCGGCCAUAGGAGAUGCAAUCUUGACAUGUUUAUGGGUGUUCAGCGCGCCGAUGAUGGGAAUUCUUACUCCUGUCAUAGCUACAUAUCUUGGUGUUCAAGCCCAGCCACUGGCAGGCCUCUUCAUCACUACCAUCCUUGUCACAGUUCUUGUCACGACAUUCAGCUUGAUAGGGAAGGCCUUGGGUGGUGCUAGCUUCAAUCCCUCUACCACCGUUUCAUUCUACGCUGCAGGCCUUGUUCCUGACUCAUCUCUCAUCUCCUUGGCCGCCCGAUUUCCUGCUCAGGCAGCCGGUGGAGUGGGCGGCGCCAUGGCUAUACUGCAAGUGUUGCCAAGCCAAUACAAACAAAGGCUCAAGGGACCUUCCCUGAAAGUGGAUUUGCAUACUGGAGCCGUUGUCGAGGGUGUGUUGACAUUUGUGCUUAGCUUUGCCCUCCUUUUGAUCAUGCUCAGGGGUCCUAGAAACCUACUGUUGAAGGUUUGGUUCCUUGCUGUGACAACCGUAGGAUUAGUUGUUGUAGGGUCUGGUUACACGGGGCCUUCCAUGAACCCUGCCAACGCCUUUGGCUGGGCAUUUCAGAACAAUCAGCACAGUAGUUGGGAACAUUUUUAUGUUUAUUGGAUUUGUCCCUUCAUAGGAGCAACUUUGGCUGCUUGGAUCUUUAGGAUUCUGUUUAUUCCACCAAUCAAGGAGAAGAAAGCCUGAAGAAGCAUGAUGAAUGAUCUAGAUAAGCUCCACUUGCCUCUGUUAUAAGUAUUUUGUUCUCCCCCUUUCUUUUCUCACUUCAAUGACUGGCAAAACAGUUAUCAUGAUCUGAUAGUUAAGAAUAUGAUUAUCAUGGGUUCCAAAA
Messenger RNA from Juglans regia (Persian walnut), 1120 nucleotides. Its product is annotated as aquaporin SIP1-1-like. Gene Ontology annotation, biological process: transmembrane transport. Gene Ontology annotation, cellular component: membrane. The record is from RefSeq and is a predicted model, not a curated record. The coding region runs from base 256 to 975 and encodes 239 amino acids. Gene Ontology annotation, molecular function: water channel activity. The transcript has a single exon. Lineage: Eukaryota; Viridiplantae; Streptophyta; Magnoliopsida; Fagales; Juglandaceae.